CCAACGGUUUUUAAGUGAAUCAGUCGUUAUUAUCUGUCAUUAUGACGACUUGGAACGCGACUGGCCCAAUCUACUUUCUUUUUUGUCUGAAAAACUUUCUUCACCUGAUUUUGGGAUUGUUUCCGGAGUUCUCCUCACGGCCAGCUCCUUGUUUAAAAAAUAUUCCACUGAAUUUCGAUCUGAUGAGCUCUGGCGACAAAUUGCAUAUGCCUUAAAAAUCUUUGCCGAGUCCUUCACGAAGUCCGCUAAUAACAUAGUCACGAAGCUGCUAACUUUGCAAGAGCCAAAGGAAAUUCUUAUGGUACUGGGCUUAUGCGAAGAAAUACUGAAAAUCUUUUAUUAUUUAAACUUUCAGGAUCUCCCCGAAUACUUUGAGGACAACAUGCCGCUGUGGAUGCACAUGCACCAAACUCUGUUGGACUAUCACAACAAUUCUGUGGUUUCUCAAGACGUUCCUGGGCCCCUUGAAGGUGUAAAAAGCCAAGCUUGUGAAAAUAUAUCGUUGUACGCCUCAAAAUAUGAUGACGCGGAUUCCCCUUUUGGGAAGUACAUACCGUUAUUUGCGGAGAAAAUUUGGGGCUUAUUAACGAGCGUGGGGCCUGAAGCCAGUUGCGAUAGCAAAGCGAUAUUGUUGCGUUUGAUAUUGAUUGUGAAGAAUACAUUAAGUGCGAUAUUGAAGGCUCCGAUAUUGGCACCCGGCGAAGAGCUACCUGUGACUUGGUGCAAACUUUACGUGUACGCUUUCCUGAGCGUGUGACUGAACUGUUUUAUAAAUAUGUCAUGCAUAUGCUGGAUAUUUACAGGCAACAUCCUAAGGAUUGGCUUGCGAAAGACACUGCUAUACACUUGGUGAUUUCCCUCGCCGUCGUCGGCUUUGUGGAGCGUUUUGGAACCACCAAAACUAAUAUGUUUAUUGAUAUUACAUCUUUUUAUACCACCCACAUUCUGCCUGAACUUCAGAAUGACAACCAGAUGAACGCUUUGCUUCUAGCUGACUGCGUGAAGUUCAUCAUCACGUUUCGUAAUCAGAUCCCCAAGCAGUUUUUGUUGGAUAUCCUUCCUUUGCUACAGCGACGCCUACUCUCCCCUUCCUACGUCUUGAAUUCUUAUUGCUCUAUUUGCAUCGAACGUAUAUUGUUCCCCCGACUCGUUUCUUCAACGGAUGGAAGAGGAUUCGAAAAUGUUACGAAGGGUGAUAUCCGGACGUUAACUCCGGGGCUGCUGACCUCCCUUUUCUCGCUGUUAGACACUGACGAGUCUAAGGAAAACCAGUAUGCCAUGAAAGCGGUAAUGCGAGUGAUCUCAGUCUCACAGAGCGAAGCAGCUUCCUUUGUUGAGUCCCUGCUUGAUAAAAUUUGCAACAAACUAUACAGCGUGGCCAAGAACCCCGGCCGUCCUGACUUUAAUCACUACUUAUUUGAAACGCUUAGCGCGGCUAUUAAGUACUCGUGUGAGUCAAACCCCUUGGUGGUUGCAGCCUUUGAAGAAAAGUUAUGGCCGACCUUUACAUGGAUUCUGGAGCAGGACGUGGAAGAGUUUAUUCCUUACAUUCUCCAACUGAUUGGGCAGCUUCUUGAUUUGAAUCAGUCAAUCCCCCAUCGUUAUUUAGAUAUGUUCCCGAUUUUUCUCCGUCCGGUUGUAUGGGAACGAAUAGGUAAUGUUCCUGCCCUCACGCGAAUUCUGCAAUCCUUUUUAUUAAAAAGUGGUCCCCUUAUUUGCGGCGAUGAAAACACUUUGUUAUUGGUCCUCGGCUCGUUCCAAAAGCUCAUUUCCAGCAAAGCGAAUGAUCAUUUAGGCUUUGAAAUUUUAAACACAUUAUUACAUUCGGUGCCGCGCAAUCUCUACGAACAGCAAGUUUGUCCCAUAUUUCAUACAAUUUUUAAAAGAUUGAGCCUUGCGAAGACCACGAAGUUUUGCGAUUGCGUCCUCGUAUUUAUUUCGAUUUUAAUCUCGAAACUUUCUCCGGAUGAAGUCAUUGUUAUGGUUAAUGGCAUCCAAAGCGGGUUGUUUUCGAUGGUGCUAGAUUCCUUGUUUCUUAAAGAACUGAAGUUUAUAAAAGCAAGAAGAGCGCGAAAGGCUUGCGCAGUUGGUAUUACACAUCUUCUUACUAAAAGUUUGGUGCUUAUCUCGGAUUAUGCUAACAAAUGGGACCCUUUGUUUUCUGAACUUCUUUCCUUGCUUGAAUGCCAAGCCGAAGACAUCCAAGAAGAUCUUGCGGACGCCAGUGUGGGCCAUUACCAAGUCAGUUUUGUGAAGUUAAUGUAUUCAGGGGGCCAUGAAAAUCUGGAUUAUUUUUCCGAGAUCGAUAACGUGAAGAAGUAUGCCGCAGAGAAUUUAAAACAGUUUUUGAAUAUUAACCCUCAGUUUUUGGGAAACAUCAGUGAAGUCAAUAAAGCGCACUUACGGGAAUACUUUCAAGUUGCUGGACUAUAA
Molecule: messenger RNA, 2433 nt
Organism: Zophobas morio
Lineage: Eukaryota; Metazoa; Arthropoda; Insecta; Coleoptera; Tenebrionidae
Product: exportin-2-like
Exons: 24
Coding region: 781-2433 (550 amino acids)
Biological process (GO): protein import into nucleus; protein export from nucleus
Cellular component (GO): nuclear envelope; cytosol
Molecular function (GO): nuclear export signal receptor activity; small GTPase binding
Source: RefSeq, a predicted model, not a curated record